AUGAAUGAAUCCCGUGCAAAAGCCAAAAAAGCACCGUCUGUGAGACUUCGACUAUCACAAGAGCCUGAAAGCCAGGCGGUGACAGAGGAGAGCGAUGUCUUUUCUGAUUUUUGUGAUGCAGAUGAGUUAGACGAAAUAGUUUCUAGAGCUCAUAAAGAAAGACAGAAACGGCUUAACAAACAAGAACAGGGGAAAACUUUCUGGGUCACUUUGAAGCUACCUAGAAAGUUUUUGCGGAAUGAUCAAGGGAUUACAUGUUUAGCACCGCAUGCUUCCGUCCUACAAAAGACAACCCUUACAGCCCACGAUAAACAGUCUCAAAUCAACAUAGUACGAAAUCAUAUUGUGUACCUGGAUCGAAUACUUUCUGAUCCAGACAUACCUGCCGAACUGAGUUCUUCCCUCAGGGAACUUCACGGCAGUCUUUGGCUACAGGUACCUACCAUGGAUCCUUACUCGCUCUACCAACUACUAAUACAACUCCAAAAACAGAUAGCUAGAUUCAAAGAACUUAAAGACAUGAUUAAGCCACCUGAUGACAAUCACAAUGACCCAAACCUGGCCAUCCCGAUAUUGAAAUCUGUCUCGCCCCAAAUCGAUCCAAGGCCAAGUCCGCAAAUCUCUGGAUACUUUUUCCAAGCUAUGACUGCUCUGGAUACACAAUUUUCCGCCCCGCAACAUGUCCCUAAUUCCAGUAUCCUGAAGCCACGAAAAGAUCCUCCACAAACCACGCUUUUUGGUCACGUAAAAAGACAAAAAACACUCGCUCAUGAAAAUAAUGACAUUAUGGAAGAAGCAAUCGUGCUUUCGCUCAAUGAUCCUCUCUCAGGAAAGCGAAUGAAAAACCCCUUACGAUCCAGGUUUUGCUCUCAUAUUGAAUGUUUUGAAUUAGAAAGUUUCAUGCAAAUGAAUAAUCUAGAGCCGUUUCAAGUUAGUGUGAGAAGAAAAUCCACAAAGAAAAUAGAUGCGAAUGAAAUUUUGAGUGAUACGAAAAGGCGGUUACUGAACCCCGAUCAGCAUAACAGAAGAACGUUUGACUUUCAAUAUAAGGUCCAAUUACGCCAAAACAAAGAUCAGAAGAAGCCGAACAACGGUCUAGAAUUUUUCACUUGCCCGAUCUGCAAACUAGAGUUUAGCAUCCGCACCCCAGGAGAUUUGUAUAUAGUAGGGGAGCUGCAGGCAAUCUUGGAGCAAUUAACUGUAGAUUCUACAGUUGACAAGAUUCGAAUAUCUCAAGAUGGCAGUUGGUCAUUUGUUGAGACUAAAAAGAAAGAAGACGCAAAGCAGUCGGAAAUUAUUGAAUUGGAGGAUCUAGAUAGUUCUGAAGAAGAACGUGAGAUUACGAAAAUCAAAUUGGAGCGCGCUGCAAAAAAGGAGGCGUCUUCAUUUUCUGCACCACGUUUUGAAGAUGAGGCAAUGCUGGAUGAUAUAUUCGAGCCCUCAGACAGAGAACUCGAAGAUGAAAUUGACAGAAUAGUGGAUCAGGUAAUUCUGAAAGAUGGGUCUCGACAGUCAGACUACGUUUCCUACCCUAAAACUUCGACUUUGAAUGCAGAAAAGACGCAAAUCUCAGAGCCUGUUUUUUUUACGGGUAAUGGUGACGAGGACGAUCCCUUUGUGAUCGACUGA
Molecule: messenger RNA, 1629 nt
Organism: Ogataea angusta
Lineage: Eukaryota; Fungi; Ascomycota; Pichiomycetes; Pichiales; Pichiaceae
Exons: 1
Coding region: 1-1629 (542 amino acids)
Biological process (GO): protein sumoylation
Molecular function (GO): zinc ion binding; SUMO ligase activity
Source: RefSeq, a predicted model, not a curated record